AGGCAUUGUGCUUCGGAACUAAUUGCAAGACUCAGAACAUCGAUCAUAUCAUGGGGUCGGUCGCGAGUUUCAUGGGUGGGAAAGUAUCACUAACCCAGGGGAAGAGCAUCCUAUAUCAUCCACUCUACGAUAAAUUCAUUGGCGAUGUGAAAAUCGAGAACUUCAGCUUUGAUGACUUCCACAUUGCCUUUCUUCAGAUCAUCAACACUGUCAACGCAGUCGUUCCGGGCAGGCAUUAUGAAUAUGUGCCAAAUCGCGAAGAAAUCGAGAAAUUAUAUCAUCAAUGGAAAGAAGAAACAGUUCCUCCUGCGAAGAAAAAGAAGAUGGUGGAGGAUUUCAUAGUGAAAAACGUAAAAAUGAAGAGCGCAGAUAAGCUCGUGAUGCUAGCAGGACUGGCAGCUCCACCAGCAGCCAUGGCAGCUAAGAGAGCAGGAGAGUCUCUGCCUCAACUUAAAAUCAUGAAAGUGGUGCCUGAUCUUCUCUUUGUCCCUUCUGCUACUCUCUUGGCUCUUAUGGGAUGCAAGCUCUCCACUACUUUGAAGCAAAUUUCCUAAAUCAAUCAAACUAUAUAAUGUCUGAAGUUUCAAUUUCAUUUGUCUAUGCAUGUUGUGUAUUGAAAGUGUUUCCAAUAAGCAUGGAUUGGAUUGCUAAUAAUCCUUUGACUGAAUUCUUCUAUUUAAACGAUUAUUUAAAAAAAAGAACAGUGCUGUAAUGGAAGUCAAUUGAGAAACUACCCACCACAAGUUGCAUUGAAUACAGGACUUUGAUACAAAA
This is a messenger RNA of Prosopis cineraria, 774 nucleotides long. RefSeq lists its product as uncharacterized. NCBI's taxonomy places the organism in Eukaryota, Viridiplantae, Streptophyta, Magnoliopsida, Fabales, Fabaceae. The record is from RefSeq and is a predicted model, not a curated record. The coding region runs from base 51 to 554 and encodes 167 amino acids. The transcript has 4 exons.